AUGGAGACCCCUGCAUAUCCAUCAAAGCAGCUGCCGGAUGCACACAUGAUCAAACCCAAAGUAGAGCCUUAUAUGUCGCUGUUACUGUCUCCAGAUGCCAGCGAGGAUUGUGAGACCACCCCACUCUCCUGCAACCACCCCUUCUUCACCCUCAUUCUGUCAAGAUCUCAUGUUCAGAAGCCGUUUCAGCUGUACAUUCCAGGUCGCUUCCGCAAGCACCUCCCGGAGGAGCGCACUUCCGCCACCCUCAUCUGCCAUGGGAGGUCAUGGGCCAUGCGCUACUGUGGUGACUUGAAGACGAAAAGGCUGGAUGCAGAUUGGAUGGAAUUCGCUGUCGAGAACCGGCUGCAGGUCAACGAUGCAUGUGUCUUCGAGCUUGUGACUGGCACCAGAGAGGAGGUGGUGUUCCAGGUGCAGAUACUCCGCGGCGGCCUGCCGAAGGAUAUCACCUCUAAAGGUUACACCGCCGACAAGCCUCUGGUCAUUGUGGAUUAG
Molecule: messenger RNA, 495 nt
Organism: Triticum turgidum subsp. durum (durum wheat)
Lineage: Eukaryota; Viridiplantae; Streptophyta; Magnoliopsida; Poales; Poaceae
Source: the annotation of a GenBank genome assembly